Molecule: messenger RNA, 1412 nt
Organism: Saccostrea cuccullata (small rock oyster)
Lineage: Eukaryota; Metazoa; Mollusca; Bivalvia; Ostreida; Ostreidae
Exons: 9
Coding region: 157-1401 (414 amino acids)
Biological process (GO): mitochondrial protein catabolic process; mitophagy by internal vacuole formation
Cellular component (GO): mitochondrial outer membrane
Source: RefSeq, a predicted model, not a curated record
AAAAGAUAUGAGUCUUAUAUUUAAUCUUUUAACAUUUUUAGAAGUGAACAAGCCUGUUUGGAAUUAAAGAAUAUCAUAUUUGAUAAAGAAUUGGAGAGGACUGUCUUCAAAAUCAAACUUGAUGAAGAUGAGCGUAGUACAGAAAAUGCCAGGAAAAUGUUUGAGGACCUGAAAAAGGUAUGGAAAAUUAUUGAUGAAGAGAGAAAUGUUAUUUUUACGACAAUACUGGGUAAAGAAAUCGUGGAACCUUCACUAAAAGAUGCCUUGCAAAGACUUCAGGUGUUCAAAAGAAACCAGAAUGAGCUGCAAGAUUUGUUAAAGGCUGUAUCCGAUACAGAUGACCCCGUCACUUCAAAACAAGCCAUAGAGAAAGUACAAGCGCUAAAAAGUACUGAGAAGGCUCAAUAUGAGACCAUUCAGAAACAAAGUGAAAAUCUUAGAAGACUUGAGACGGAAAUUUCUCAAAUGGAAAAAAGAUAUGGUAGCAUGAAAAGAGACAAAGAAGAUGUGGAACAGAGGUUGACCAAUGAAGUAAUAAGAAUACAGGCUGAGAAAAAUAAUGCUCUGACACGAUUAAGCGAAGUAGCUGGAGCAAAGCUGACCAAUGAAAACCCAAACAUCACAGAUCUGAGUGACCCUAACCGACCAAUCAAAAUCGCAGAGCAGUACAGCGAACUUUAUGAUAAUGCAUGGACAGACAUUUUUGAAAAGUUAACAGAGAAAUAUAAAGUGUCAGAAAAAGAGGCUAUACAGAUGUUGCUCCAUAUUUUAGAGAUUUCAUACCGAUUUUGUGCAGAAAUAGCAAGUACCAGGUACAGAAACAUGCUUGCAGAAUUAACACUUUUAAGACUGGCUGUACCUGAUGAAAAUAAACCAAACAAAAAGGGUGGACCAAAAGAAGAAACGACGAAAGGGAAAAAACAGGAGAUCGCACAAACACUGUCCUCAGAAGAAAUUAUUGUGAUGCAGAAGUUCUUUGAUAACCCAAAACAAGCUGUGGAUAAUAAAACUCUAAAAUCAGUUCUUGAAAAAAUCGGUGUGAGUGAAACUGACAUGAAAAAUAUGAAGAAUUUGCUGAAAAUAACAGUAGACGGAACAUGUCAUUUUGUAGAACAGCAUGUGUGGGGAAAACGGUCCGAAAUUCCAGCACAGGCUGAUGCUCAUCUGGAGAUUGCAAAACCUUACUUGAAGAAGUGUGUGCAGAUCUGUUGGUUAAUGGUCGCUCAAGAUCCACCGGUAUAUCUGAAAACAUCAGCUAAAAAAGACAAUAAAUUCGAUAAAGAAAUUUACCGUGAGUUCACUAGCAGUGGAACGAAGAUGGACUACGUGGUCUGGCCUGCAAUUCUUCUACACGAAGGUGGACCUUUACUGAAAAAGGGUGUAGCACAGCCUAAGUCCUAAUGUUGCAGAAU